This is a messenger RNA of Aethalodelphis obliquidens (Pacific white-sided dolphin), 2411 nucleotides long. It is a transcript of the gene SPATA32, whose product is annotated as spermatogenesis associated 32. The transcript is spliced from 5 exons. The record is from RefSeq and is a predicted model, not a curated record. Gene Ontology annotation, molecular function: actin binding. Gene Ontology annotation, biological process: spermatogenesis. Bases 813 to 2411 code for a protein of 532 amino acids. Gene Ontology annotation, cellular component: perinuclear region of cytoplasm. Lineage: Eukaryota; Metazoa; Chordata; Mammalia; Artiodactyla; Delphinidae.
UCUCAGCCCUUGAAUGGGGCUGCUUUUCCCACCACUCCUCCCGGUUGGUGCUUCCAGUUCCGCCUCUGAGCUAUCCAUUCAGACCAGUUAGGCAAGAUGCCCCACCCGGUGACAGCAGGGAAGUCCCUGGCAGAACACUGCCAGGCUGAGGGGAGGAGGAGGAGGGUGUCGAGCCUGGGCACUGACCCAGCAGGGUUAGGUGGGGGCAGACCACAUGCCCAGAACAAAGACAUCCCCCCCCCCCCGCCACUCCUCUGUCCCUGAGGCCUGGCUUCCUGGGAACUGAACUGGGAGUGAGCCUGCACUCCCAGCCCUUCCAGCCACCCAAGUGUCUGCAGGUGAUCAGAGAUGACUUUCCCAAAGUCGGUUCCCUGGUGGUGGGAGAGGACCUGUCUGAGGAUGGAUGCCACCAGCGCACAGGGUGCCUUAUCUAAUCUGGCUCUGCACCCCAAAGCUGUGUCCCUGUGUGUGUGCACUGGACACACGUGCACAACUUGGGGUAAAGGUGGCAGGUUCAGCAGGUUCUUGGAGGGUCCUGGGCGCACAGAAGGGGCAGCGGCCUUGUGCCAGUGUGCCCAGGGCAGGUGCAAAGUUCAGCCUAGCAGACCCCAGGCUUACAGGUCGCUGCCCUCCACCAAUCUGGGCCUGCUGCAGAGAGCAGGGCCGCCCCAUGUCUCCAGGAGAGGGGCAUCCGGCUGGCUGCGGGGCGAGGUGGGGCAGCCCACUCCGGAAGAUGCCCCCCCCAACCGCCAAGCCCACCCACUCGCCGGGAUCGUGAGCGCUGUUCCCUGCCCGCAGCGGUCGCGGCAGGGAUGUCACAGAGGCGGCGACAUCACAGACGCCGGCGCCCCCGGCAUCUCCACCGCCCUCCACAGCCCGCCACCAAAGAGCGCACUGGAGGCGGAGGCGUUAGCAGCCACCAGCCCGCUCCCCGCCUCUCAGACAGAGCCUCGGUCAGCAUGGGGGUGACAGGUGGGAGCGGGCGGGCGCGCGGCGAGGCGGGGCCGGGCGCGGAGGGACGGCCGGGGCGGGGCCGGGCGGGAAAAGUUAAAGUGAGGGGCGGGGCGCCGGGGGCGGGGAUUGGCCGGGGCCCCUGCCUGGCGCCUGAAAGGAAGGUCGACCCCAGCCAAAACCCUCACGAUCCCAGCGAGGAUGAGGGGCGGUGCUACCCUGACCACCACACCCACCCAGCGUUGGCCCUGCGCGGGCUCCAGACACCGUCCCCUGAAGCCACCCCACGGAGCCCUGUCACCCACUCUGUCUCCUUCUGUCUUAGGGGUGGCAUAAACCAAAACCAGUUCCAGUCAGUACAAGAGGAAGAUGACAUGGAGCUGGAGAAAGAAUUGCUAGAGCUGGAGUCCCUAGACAAAGAGGUCCCGCGCCUAGACCCAGAACUGGAGCCGGAACGGAAGCCCAAGCCUUUCCCGCAGCCAGAGGUGCGCCCGGUUGUCAUGCUCCAGCCCGAGGCCAAGCUGGACACAGAGCCCAAGAUGAAGGUGGUUAACUUGGAACCCUUCAGUGAAGACCCUGAGCCGCAGGGGUAUAAGACAGAGUCACUCCACCCCUACAUGGAGGGGCUCAUGCAGCAGGACGUCAGCCAAUGGAGUAUGAGGUCAAUCUCCAGCUACCCGAGUACCACAGAGGAGGACCCGCUAUCCACCGACCACCGCUCCAUCUGUGUGCAGACCUCCAAACACUUCUUCUGGGCAGACAAGUUCGUCCAGGCCUCAGAACACAGCCUGCAACAGGCGAUCAGCAUGCAGCCCAUCAAGGAGAGCACAAAAGAGACCGCCUGCCACCCAGACCAGCCGUCGGCCCCCAAGGACACUGUGUGCUCCGAGAAGCAGAGCCAGGCCCCCAGUGCCCAGCCAGCUCUUCCAGACGAAGUCUCCCAGCAGCCUCCAAGCCCCCAGCCGUCCGCCUCCACACAAACCAUCGGCCUGGCAGAGCUGAUCGACUUCGCAUCUUCCCUGGCCAUGGCCUCCUCCAGCAGGAUGGACUUGCCCAAUUUGGGGCAUGUGAUCAAAGCCCCACUCCAGAUGGACAUGACGCUUUCCACAGAGCCCACUGUGGAUCACACUGCCCAGCCCACUGUGGACGAGCCAGAGCAGGAAAACCUCCCUCAGGAUGAUGCGCUGGAGAAGCCACCAGAGGAACCACGAGAAACCAGGGAGCCGCACGAUGCUUCGAAGCAGGAAGACAAGCACUUCCCUCACCCUUACCUUGAUUUCAGCAAGCUAGGGUUCAAGAAGGCCACCAUUGAAGGGGAGGUGAAGUUUCUCCAGCCCCCAAACAUGUCCCCUCAGCCGCAAGGAGCCGGGAAAGAUUCGGGAGGGGGUCCAUUAUUGCUGAAAAUCCAUUUUAAGCUGUCGUCCCCCACUUCCCCAGAGAAGACUAGACAAAACCAGUAA